Messenger RNA from Nicotiana attenuata, 1562 nucleotides. RefSeq names its product F-box/kelch-repeat protein At5g42350-like. Gene Ontology annotation, molecular function: protein binding. Lineage: Eukaryota; Viridiplantae; Streptophyta; Magnoliopsida; Solanales; Solanaceae. The record is from RefSeq and is a predicted model, not a curated record. Gene Ontology annotation, cellular component: SCF ubiquitin ligase complex.
CCCGCCUGGCGAUGAGUUAUGGGAUUCAUGUGGUAGAAGAAGGUCAAAUGCAAGUGAGGAAGGCAAAGGCUAUGCUCCAAUAUGUGGAAAUGAAGAAACCACAGUAGAUUGCUUCGCUUAUGGCAUGAGGGAAAAAUUCUGGAGGAGGACUAAUAGGAAAUCUCUAGAACUUGAAGCAGCACUACAGAACAAAAGCAUGAAUGUGUUUUUGCCGGAUGACAUUCUUGAAAUGUGCUUAUUAAGGCUUCCUUUUAUAAGUGUCAUGAAUGCUAGGCUGGUGUGCAAGAAAUGGAGAAACUUGACAAUGACGCCUCGUUUCUGGCGAAUGAGGCAAGAAGGUUCGUUUCAGAAUCCAUGGGUUUUUCUCUUUGGGGUUGUAAAAGACGGUUGUUGUUCUGCAGAAAUACAUGCAAUGGAUGUUUCCUUCAACCAAUGGCACAAAAUUAACUCUGAAAUUCUGAAAGGAAGGUUUUUAUUUUCUGUUGCCGGUAUCCAUGAUGAUGUUUAUGUUGUUGGAGGCUGUUCUAGCCUUACUAACUUUGGGAAAGUUGAUAAGAGCUCAUUCAAGACACAUAAAAGCGUGCUCGUUUUUAGUCCCUUGAUGAGAACGUGGCGUAAAGCUGCACCAAUGAAGCAUGCAAGAUCAUCCCCUAUUUUAGGAGCUUAUGAGAUCAGUUCAGAUUGUUUAAUUAUUAGGAAUCAACAAACUCGAGGAGACAGAAGAUUUUACCGUCCAAGAGUUGGUGGGGUAUCUGAUGUUUAUGAGGAUCCUCAUAGACUUUCAGUUAGACGCCAAUUUCGAUAUUCUCUGGAUGAGAACGAGCUUACGUCCUUGCCAAGUGUGAAACCGUACAAGUUUGUCAAACAAAAAGGCGAACAUUCAAAUAAAGAUCAAAGACGCUUUCUCUUGUUUGCUGUAGGGGGUCUUGGAUGCUGGGAUGAGCCUCUGGAUUCUGGGGAAAUUUAUGAUUCCAUGUCAAAUAAAUGGACAGAGAUCCAGAGGCUGCCUGUAGAUUUUGGAGUAGCUUGUUCGGGGGUUGUGUGCAAUGGGAUGUUUUAUGUUUAUUCAGAAAGUGAUAAGGUAGCAGCAUAUGACAUUGAGAAGGGCUAUUGGGUUAGAAUCCAAACCAGUCCAUUCCCUCCCCGAGUUCAUGAAUACCACCCUAAACUUAUAUGCUGCAAUGGACGGUUAUUUAUGCUUUCUGUCUCGUGGUGUGAAGGAGAAGGUCAGAUUGGCAGGAGAAACAAAGCAGUAAGAAAGCUUUGGGAGCUUGAUCUUAUGUAUCUCACUUGGACAGAAGUUUCAACACAUCCUGAUGCCCCAAUGGAUUGGAACGCUGCGUUUAUUGCUGAUAAAAACUUUAUAUUUGGAGUUGAAAUGUUCAAAAUAUUCGGGCAGGUGCUAGACUUCUUGACUGUUGGAGAAGUAUCUGGUGCUGGAACAAGCUGGAGCCAUAUCUCAAGGAACCGUCUACCCCACGAAUUGGAUGCUGCUUCUUGCUUGACUAAAUCCAUGGCAGUGCUACACUUGUGACGGAUCAAAGAAGACCUACGAUAACAUU